Messenger RNA from Pseudocercospora fijiensis CIRAD86, 3252 nucleotides. RefSeq lists its product as uncharacterized. Gene Ontology annotation, cellular component: chromatin. Bases 274 to 2706 code for a protein of 810 amino acids. The transcript is spliced from 4 exons. Gene Ontology annotation, molecular function: zinc ion binding; RNA polymerase II cis-regulatory region sequence-specific DNA binding; DNA-binding transcription factor activity, RNA polymerase II-specific. Gene Ontology annotation, biological process: DNA-templated transcription; regulation of transcription by RNA polymerase II. Lineage: Eukaryota; Fungi; Ascomycota; Dothideomycetes; Mycosphaerellales; Mycosphaerellaceae. The record is from RefSeq and is a predicted model, not a curated record.
CGAAAGUGCUCGCAUCAGCGUCGCGUCUGCUCGUCGUCCACACAGACGCGCAACACACGCCCAGAGUCAUCGACGCCGAGUCCAGAACCAGAAUCAGCGCACGCGGUUGGCUCCAGUCCGAGGGUCGUCGCUGCCUCCAGAUCGCCCCAAAUGAUCGAGUCGACAUUUGCAUCCCUUCAACAACAAACCCCCAUCGAGCAUUAACGCAUUCGGAUCGCUGCCUGCGACGGCGCUUUCAACACCACCGCCACCACGCCCAACGCAGACAGCGACAUGUCGACUGUAGCCGGCGCCGCGCCGACCACUGCCGUCUCGCCCACUCGCAAGGCAAGCGACACGCAGGAAAAGGCUGCGAAAGAGAAGAGAUACAAGUGCCAGUUCUGCAAUCGCGCCUUCUCGCGCUCCGAGCAUCGGUCGCGACACGAGAGGUCACAUACCAAGGAGCGUCCGUUUAAAUGUCAGAAGUGCCGAAGUACCUUCGUACGGCGCGACCUACUCCUCCGCCACGACCGUACCGUCCAUGCAAAAGACGGCGGCGUGCCACUCCAGAGUGAGACCAAGCGUCGUAGCAAUGGCGGCAACAAAUCGGCCGCGCAGCAGAACAGCAAUGCUAAUGCGAACGAUACCAAACUGCCCGUACUUGAUGAUGCUGCCUUCGACCAGUUCACCGACGCUGACAACCCGCUGGGUAUCCAGCAGGCUGCCAUGCUGAUGCACAAUUUUCAGCAAAAAGCCGCCAUGUCCGGCCAAGAUAUCGCUACCAUCCAGACCGAGCCACUGAUCACGCCUCACGGCCCUUCUCUCAUGGACACGAGUGUCUCUACAUAUCCUGGCUCUAUCACUCUUCCUCAGAUGCAUGGUUGGGACCAAAUAUUGUCGGCAUCAGCACUCUCGCAUGCGCUUACUGCCUCCGGCACCACUCUUCCUCCCUUGAUGGAACGCGGUCAGAGUCAGCAAGAUGGUCUGCCUUCCUUCGGCGCGUCAUCGCUCAUGGAAGGCAUUCACACACCCGGCGCCUUGUCACCCUUCCCUGGCUUGAUAGGUCCAAUCUCACCCGUCGACUACAAGCGAUCUCCCGGUCCAGCGCAGCAAUGCACCAUGGCUAAGGCGCCGCAGGUCACCACUGAUGACCAGGUCACCCGCAUCAUGGAGAACAUCCGCAGAUGCGAUACCGAGGGUGCGCUGGUUGAGACUUUCCGUCUCCCUCAAACAAACGUGGUCAAUCGCUACUUGUCAACAUACUUCAACUUCUUCCAUCACCAUCUACCUUUCAUCCACCCGGCCUCCUUUGAUCCUGCUUUGGUCUCUGCGCCACUCCUCCUGGCAGUGCUUUCGAUCGGCGCUUUGUACACCUUUGAGCAAGACCAGGCCUACAUGCUCCACAUAGGGUCAAAGGUACUCGUCACUCAAUUCCUGCAGAAGAAAGACAACUUCAGCUCUCGCAAAUGCCCGCUCUGGAUGAUGCAAGCAUCUCUACUGAAUAUGAGCUUCGCAAGCUGGAGUGGCGACCCGAAAGGUCUCGAGUGGGCAUGUUCGAUCAAAUCUCUCCUUGCGAACAUGGUCGCCGGCAACAGGUAUGAGCUUAAGUUGCGCACCGAUGCCCGCGAAGGUCGACAGCCCACUCACGGGGAAUGGAUCGAGGAUGAAGGCUGCAGGCGCACCUACUUCGCUGUCUACAUCUUCUUCGGUCUGCUCACGUUGACGUACAACCAUACUCCUGCCAUCAACUUCAACGAGUUUGACACUUUGGAACUGCCGUCUUCCGAAACGCUUUGGAAUCUGGACCCGACCGACAAUGAGAGCUGGACAGAAAGCCUUACAGCGUCGACCAUCAUCACAUUCCGAGAAGCACACGAUGCACUGUUCCAAGGUGAAAGCGCUCGCUAUAGCGCUUUCGCCACUCGUGUGAUGAUCAAUGCGCUCUUCCUAGAAGUAUGGUACCACAAGCGUAGUCCAGAAGCCCUUCAAGACGUGGUCACCGAGUACAAGCUCCGUUUGGCCCUGGACACAUGGGAGAAAUCACUGGAGCUGUGCGAGCCAGAGACGGUUGUUGUUCAGCUCAGCGCACCACACAAGGGUCACCCUCUCAUCUUCAACGCAAAUGCCAUGUACAGGAACACUCGUGCUCGCUUGCUUGUUGACCUGAAAUCGGUUCAAGAAGCAUUGAGAUACCACGACUCUUACGAAGUCGCCGCAGCAAUGACACAUGCCCGCGACAACAUCAAGAGAAGCCAGGAAAUGCUCAACGUCAUUCAAAGCUGUUUUGACUGCAUUGAGGUUGCCGCGCGUCAAGGAAUAAGAUGGGUUGCACGCACCUCGGCCACCAACUGGAGCAUUGAGCAUCCUCUCUGCGGUCUUGACCUCAUCGUCAUCCUGAGCUUGUGGCUUUGGCGCGUGGAACAUGAAGACGAACCUGCCUCGGAAGAAGAGAAAGAAAUGUACCAAAAAUUGCGGGGAUUGUUCGAUGAUGAUACCAUCGAUGGUUUCGGACAGAAGCUGAGUUCCACUGUCGCGAGACUUUGGGGCAGCAUGAUUGACGAGGUAGUCGUCUGGGGCAUCACGAAACUCAUGGGCGAGUCCUUCAAACUCCACAGCCAGGCUCUCAUCGGAUAUGAGGAUGCCAUCAUGACGGCUGAACAGAACAAUGGCAGCACCAGCCCACCGGCUGUCAUUGCACCACACCAGACCGAAGUCACGGCCUACUAAUACCCCACGAUAACGACGAAUUCCAUUGGGCUGCGAUACUAGAUUGAUACCAUACACGCACACGCGCGAGCUGCUGGCUUCGUCUGUACUACUAUCUCUUUGAGGUCAGAAGGAGCUUUCCUGUAACAGAUACAGCAACAGUGCGUUUUCUUUACAGCUUUUAUCUUUUCGGCGGCGGAACACUCUGGACCGUACUCCCAAAUACUAUUUAAUGACUUGAGCCUGGCACGUCCCUCGGAAGAGGGCUUGCGAGCAGGCAUCGAAAAACGGCUGGUCCGCGAGAAACCGGACUCUCCGUUCACGGGCGAACGACGUUCGCUCCCGACACAACUGGAAUUGCUACAACUGCUUGAUUUUGUUCUAUACCAUGUGCGUGUAUCAGCAUUGUUUCUUUACAUGUCUUUUUCUGAAUGGGCCUGCGCCAAGCAUGGGCGUGGCAGGAUGGGGAGCAUAGCGUGGACUCUUCUGCUCAUUAUUGUUUGAGAGGGAGUAAUAUCGGUUGUAUCAUAUGUAUUGGUAUCCAUGAAAACAGAGGCGUUCAUCACU